Molecule: messenger RNA, 1663 nt
Organism: Paramecium sonneborni
Lineage: Eukaryota; Ciliophora; Oligohymenophorea; Peniculida; Parameciidae
Source: the annotation of a GenBank genome assembly
AUGGGAUGCACAUCAUCAGCAGACACAGUUCCUUUUGGAUUUAACGAUUUUUAAUAGCUUAAACUAGGAACAUAAUCUAUAGAAUUGACUCAAUUGUUUUUGGUUGCAAACAAUUUAAUAAAUGAAGUAUAACAGCUAUAUAAGUAAGUUGAAGGAGAUAGAAUAAUUUUAUUACGAAUUACAAAAGUAUAUUUGUAAAGCUAUAAUAAUAGGUAUCUUUAACAGCAUAUCAGACAUUAAUAGAUGCAUUUGGGUUUUGGACUAGAUAUGUUUCAAUUUGUAAUUUGGGUGAGGGAAACUAGAAUGGAGUAUUUUAUAAAUUUGAUAAUGAUGGUAUUAUUAAUUAAUUAUUUGGUUAGGGAAAUAAUUGAACUUCCAUUUAGGUUUGUGUGGUGAUUUAAAAUUGUAGUGGUUUGGGGAAGUUCUGAAUGAUUAUCUUUAAUCUCUUUAAAGUAUUACAUAAAUAAUUCCAACCAUUAUUGAAUAGUUAAAAGUUAUUCUAGAAAAAGUUUAUAAGAUGACAGUAAAUAUUCAAGAGAAGAACCAUGUUUCUAGAGAGAAUAUUAGUUUAUUAAAAUUCAAUAUAAGUUUCAUAAAAAUAAUCAACAUUAAAAUAAUUAAAUAUAACGAAGAAUUAGAAUUGCUCAAUAAUAAUUAUAAGUAAUUUGCAGAAAAUGCAGAUGAAUUAGGAGUUAAAUUAUAUCAUAAAUAUGGUGUUAGAAAAUUAGUGAAUUGCGAAAAAUAUUGUUUGAAAACAAAAAUGAAUAUUAUCAUUGAUUAAUGUUUUAAAGGAGAAAUGAGAUCAGAAAUAUAAUAUGAUAUAUAAAAUAAAGAAAAAGAAAGAAGAAAAUUAAAAAAACCAGCAUGGACUUUUGGAGAUGAUAUUGGAAUUGGAAUUAAAAAGUUUCCCUUUAGAGUUAGAUGGACAGGAUGUGAAUGUGUUGAUCAUUCUUUUUUUAUCAUUUCUAAUUACUUAGAAAAUCAUAGUAAACAUCUUCUAUAGCUAAGAAAAUUAUCAAUAAUUUUAAGAUAUUUGACUUAAUCUUAUAAAACUGAUGAAGAUUCAUUAUCAAGAGCAUGGUCAAUUUUUUGUUGUUAUCUAAAUUAAAAGGAUAGAACAGUGAUACAAAAUAGUUAAUCUAUUCUAGAAGGAAUCAAGAGACUAAAACUUAAAGAUAACAACGCUGAAAAAUGCAGAAUCUAUUUCAUUUAGUAUAUAGAAUUAUUUGAUAAUUCAUUAAUUUAAAAGUUAGAAUAAGAAUGGGAGUAUUAUUUGGAAGGAUAAGAAAAAGUAUUAUCUUUAUGGUCAAAAAAUUAAAUAUUUAGUACUAAUCAAUAUAAAUAACUUGAUAUACAUGAUAAAUAUUAUGCAUUAACAAGUAUGUCCAAAAAUAUUUAUGCUCUUUAAACCUAUUUUCCACUUGCUACCAAAAUCUAUAAUACAGGUAUUAAUAAAAAUAUAUUUUUAGUCUAUUAGAAAAAAUUAGUCAAAGGAAAAGACUUUCUCAAUUAAUUAUAAUCAAUAUAUAUCUCAUCAGGAAUUUAUGCUCUUCAAUUUGAAAAACUUUAUACUUUAAAUAAGGUAGAAGAUGAUGUAAUUAAAGUUAAAAAUAAGGAUAUAAAGUAUAAAUAUGCAUUUGAUAAAUUUGAACAAAAAGGCUGA